Oreochromis aureus is the source of this 5435-nucleotide messenger RNA. Its product is annotated as inter-alpha-trypsin inhibitor heavy chain H3-like. Bases 125 to 4987 code for a protein of 1620 amino acids. NCBI's taxonomy places the organism in Eukaryota, Metazoa, Chordata, Actinopteri, Cichliformes, Cichlidae. Gene Ontology annotation, biological process: hyaluronan metabolic process. The record is from RefSeq and is a predicted model, not a curated record. Gene Ontology annotation, molecular function: serine-type endopeptidase inhibitor activity. The transcript has 41 exons.
CCUGGACACUGAGCUCAGGGCAGUUGACCAAUAUAAGAAAACACACACAUACGUGUCCCUCCCACAGGGCACUGAGAGUUUUGCUCUGCACUGAAGUCAGCCAGUGUUCAGUCAGAGUUUGGUCAUGUCUGGACUGUUGGGUGUUCGCCUGCUGCUGCUGUGGGGCUGCGCCUGCCUCUGGCUGAGCAGCUCAGCCUCGGGAGCUCUGGUCAUCUCCAGGCACAAUGAAGCCAUACAGGAAAGAAGAGGCGCUGCCAGAUCACUGCAGAAAAGAAGUACAAAUGAAGCAAUGGUGGAGGUGUACAGUGUGACAGUGGACUGCACUGUGACCUCUCGUUUUGCCCACACUGUCAUGACCUCCAAGGCGUUCAACAAAGCAAACUCGUCACAGGAAAUCUUUUUUGAAGUGGAGCUGCCCAAAACUGCUUUCAUCACAAACUUCAGCAUGGAAAUCGAGGGUCAGGUGUAUGUGGGAGAGGUGAAGGAGAAAGAGAAAGCUAAGAAACAGUACGAGAAGGCUGUUUCCUCUGGACAGACUGCUGGACUCGUCAAGGCUUCUGGAAGAAAGAUGGAGAAGUUUUCAGUCUCUGUCAAUAUUGCAGCUGAAAGCAACGUGACCUUUGUCCUGACAUAUGAGGAGCUCCUUCAGAGGAAACUGGGCCGAUAUGAGCUUUUGACCAGAGUCAAACCCAAAACACUGGUUCAGGACUUUCAGAUUGUGACAAACAUCUAUGAGCCUCAGGGCAUUUCUUAUGUUGACGCCCAUGCAACCUUCCUCUCGAAUGAGCUGCUCCCUCUGGUGGAGAAAACUGUCACAGACAGAAAGGCGCAUAUCUCCUUCUCACCAACCAUGGAGCAGCAGAGGAAGUGUCCAGGUUGUGAUGGAACACUUAUUGAUGGAGAUUUUAUUGUCAGCUAUGAUGUGAAGCGAGAGAAGAACCUUGGGGACAUACAGAUUGUAAAUGGAUACUUUGUGCACUUCUUUGCUCCUGAAUUACCCAAACUCCCAAAGAAUGUGGUCUUUGUGAUUGAUAUAAGUGGAUCAAUGAGUGGAAGAAAGAUUGUGCAGACAAGAGAAGCUAUGCUGGCCAUUCUUCAACAAGUCCAUGAAGACGACCACUUUGCCAUCAUCCUGUUUGAUUCUGUUAUUGAAACCUGGAAGGAUUCACUUACCAAAGCAACAAAGGAAAACAUAACUGAAGCCAUGGAUUACAUCAGAAGAAUAAAUAGCAGAGGAAUGACCAAUGUUAAUGAUGCAGUGUUGAAAGCUGUAAACAUGCUGGUCAAAGACAGACAGAUGGAGAGGCUACCAGAGAGAAGUGCAGAUAUGAUUAUAUUACUGACUGAUGGAAUGCCAAAUGAGGGAGAGAGCAACAUUGGUAAGAUCCAGGAGAAUGUGCGUACAGCUAUUGGGGGAAACAUGUCUCUGUACUGUCUUGGAUUUGGAAAUGAUGUGGAUUAUUCCUUCCUGGAUGUGAUGAGCAGACAAAACAAAGGCCUGGCUCGCAGAAUCUUUGAAGCUUCAGAUGCUGUUGUUCAGCUCCAGGGUUUCUACGACGAAGUGGCCAGCCCUCUACUUUUAGAGGUGGACAUGCACUAUCCUGACAAUGCAGUGGAUUCUCUGACCACCAGCCACUUUAGCCAGUUGUUUAAUGGCACAGAGAUUGUUGUGGCUGGUCAUUUAAUGGACAAUGACCUUGACAACUUCCUGGUGGAAGUGGUUGGACAGGGGCUCGAAGAAGACUUCAGAGUCCAGGGUCAGGUCAGUGCCGCAGACUGGGAUGUUUUUUACCCAGACGAGGAGUACAUCUUUGGAGAUUUUACCGAGCGGUUGUGGGCCUACCUCACUAUCCAGCAGUUACUGGAGAAGAGCAAGAGCGGUACACCAGAUGAGAAAGCCAACACAACAGCCAAGGCCCUGGAUAUGUCCCUGCAGUACAGCUUUGUCACCCCUCUCACAUCCAUGGUUGUUACCAAGCCCGAAACCGAAGACUCAACAAGCAGCCCUCUUAUUGCUGACAAGCUGACUGAAGAGCAAAGACAGCAGGCUGAAAAAAUGACAUAUAAUUAUAUACCCGCGCAGUCGUAUCCACGGCAUUACCAGCCAGCACCCACAUAUUUUGAGCAAGAAUGGCAGGAUGAAGAAAUGGAUUAUGAUUAUAUACCCAAGGGGUAUAUACACAAGGGGUCGUAUCCAUGGUCAAGAUCGAUAAAUUUUACUAUGGGAAACGCUGUUGCAUUCUCAGACAUGCCUGUGGUGUGGAGAGUCCUGCUACUGUCUGCUUGUGUCUACAUCAGUCUUCUAGCUCAGACCUAUGGAGCUCUGGUUAUUUCCAGGAGAGAUGCUCCAACACAGGAAACCAAAGAAACCGUGGGCAUCAGGUCGAUGAAGAAAAGAAGUUCAAGCUCUGCAAAUGUGGAGGUGCAAAGCAUUCGAAUCACCUGCACCGUGUCGUCUCGUUUUGCACACACGGUCAUGUCUUCCAAGGCGCUAAACAAAGAGAACUCAUCCCAGGAAAUCUUUUUUGAAGUAGAGUUGCCCAAGAUGGCCUUCAUCGCCAACUUUAGCAUGGAAAUUGAUGGUCAGGUGUAUGUUGGAGAGGUGAAGGAGAAAGAGAGCGCCAAGGAGCAGUAUGAGAAGGCUGUUUCCUCUGGGAAGACUGCUGGACUUGUCAAGGCUUCUGGAAGAAAGAUGGAAAAGUUUUCUGUAUCUGUAAACAUUGCUGCCCAGAGCAGUGUGUCUUUCAUUCUGAUCUACGAGGAGCUCCUUCAGAGAACACUGGGCAGUUAUGAGAUCUUGAUCCGAGUCAAAGUAGAACAACCAGCGCAGGAGUUUCAGAUUGAGGCAGAUAUCUAUGAGCCUCAAGGCAUUGCUUUUGUUGAGGCGUCUGCAACGUUCCUCACCAAUGAGCUGAUCCCUCUGGUAGAGAAAACUGUCACAGACACAAAGGCACACAUCUCAUUCUCACCAACAGUGGAGCAACAGAAAUGUCCAGGUUGUAAAGGCUCAUUAAUUAAUGGAGAUUUCAUCAUCAAGUAUGAUGUGAAACGAGCAACAAGCCUGGGGGAAGUUCAGGCAGUAAAUGGAUACUUUGUGCACUUCUUUUCUCCCCCUGACCUGGCCAGAGUCCCAAAGAAUGUGGUGUAUGUAAUUGACACUAGUGGAUCGAUGCAUGGAGCAAAGAUUGAACAGACCCGAGAAUCAAUGGUUGCCAUUCUGCAAGACCUUCACGAAGAGGACCACUUUGGUAUCCUCCUGUUUGAGCGUAAGAUUAGUUACUGGAAGGAUUAUCUUACCAAAGCAACAAAGAGAAAUGUUUCUGACGCCAUUGACUAUGUAAAGAAAAUACAGGACCGUGGAAGCACCAACAUCAACAGUGCUAUACUGGAUGCGGUUAGUUUGCUGAAGAAAGAAAGGAAAGAAAAGAAAGUUCCAGAGAGGAGUAUGGAUAUGAUUUUUCUACUGACUGACGGGAUGCCAAACAGUGGGGUGACCAGCCCCCAGCUAAUCCAGCAGAACGUGUUUUCUGCUAUUGGAGGAAGCAUGUCUCUGUUCUGUCUUGGAUUUGGAAAUGAUGUGGAUUACUCCUUCCUGGAUGUCAUGUGCAGGCAAAAUAAAGGAGUGGCCCGUAGAAUUUUUGACGGUUCAGAUGCUGCCAUUCAACUCAAGGGUUUCUAUGAGGAAGUGUCCAGCCCUCUGCUCUUGGAGGUGGAUCUGCGUUAUUCAGAGAAUACAGACUUCUUAACCAAAACCCACUACAGCCAGCUGUUCAACGGCUCAGAGAUCGUGGUCGCUGGUCAGCUGAAGGAAAAUGACAUGGACAACUUCUUGGUGGAAGUGUUUGCCCACGGGUCUGAAGAGAACUUUGUGGCACAGGGAAAGGCCAGUGUGACUGACUGGCAGACAGUGUACCCAGAAAAGGGGUACAUUUUUGGGGAUUUCAUUGAGCGUAUGUGGGCCUACCUCACCAUCCAGCAGCAGCUGGAGAACAGUGCCCUCAGUACUACAGAGGAGAGAGGAAAUAUAGAAGCCAAGGCUCUGAACCUGUCUCUGAAGUAUAACUUUGUCACCCCUCUCACAUCCUUGGUGGUCACCAAGCCUGAAAACGAGAAUGGAGCUAAUCGCUCUUUAAUUGCUGAUAAAAUGACUGAAAGCCAGCGACAGCAAGCAGAAAGACACAUGGCAGGUGCCCAUGCAUCGCCUGCUGUCGGCUCACCUGUAACUGAUGACUUACUUGCUGCAGUUGAUGGAGAUCCUCAUUUUAUGAUAGAGCUUCCAGAUAAAAACGACGCUCUGUGCUUCAACAUCAACGACAAACCAGGAACCAUUUUCAGUCUGGUCAGAGACCCCAAAUCAGGCUUUGUGGUGAAUGGCCAAAUAAUUAGCAAGAAGAAAGUUGCUCUGGAUGGUAACAUGAACACCUACUUUGGCCAUUUUGGUAUCACACAUCAGAAACUGGGGGUGAGACUGGAUGUGAGCGUUCAGGAAAUCUCUGUUUUCUACAGUGACAAGCAGGUCAAGCUGCUGUGGUCUGAUGCCACCUCACUCAGAGAUGCCAAUAUGGAGCUCAAGCUAGUUAAAAACUGCAGUCUGACAGUGACGCUGAGGCACUCAGUGAAAUUCAGGGUCAUCCGACACACAAAGGUUUGGAAGAGACGCCACGACCACCAGGACUACCUGGGUUUCUACACUCUGGACAGCCACCACUUGUCUGCUUCAGUUCAUGGUCUGCUAGGUCAGUUCUACCAUGGGGUUGUGUUUGAGCUGACAGACCUGCGUCCAGGUGAAGGCCAGGAGAAACUGGAUGCCACCAUGUACGUGAAGGGGCAAAGGCUGAAUGUGACAAGACACUGGCAAAAGGACUUCAACAAGGAUUUGAAGAAUGGAGAAAGCAUCGCCUGCUGGUUUGUUGACAACGAGGGAAGAGGCCUGAUCGAUGGAGCAGCCUCAGACUACACCGUGUCAGACCUUUUUACAGCUAUUUGAAAACGCAAAGUGCGAUCAGCGUUGCACUGGGAGCUGCAGGGUAGAUUUACAUGCUCUGGGUGGUGUGUGAUGAGAAAGCAUUGUAGUGAGUCACUGGGUGUUUUCUAUUUCACAAUGAUACACAUGCAAAAACUGAAAGCAAGUGCAUGUUUAUAUCAAGGCAAGCAUAUCACGCUACUGUAUAUUUUGAGUGUAUGUGUUUGUGUCCGUCUGGCAUUACAGAGUGUAAUCGAACUGAACCUCUCCUGCUAAAUAUUAUUUAGUCAAACAGCAUCAGUGAGAUAGUUUGCUUGACUCACACAAUGACAGUGUGAGAGUCAAGAUAGAUUUAAUGAUAACACAAAUAACAUGGCAGGUAAAGCUUUCUGAAUAGUCUGCAUAUAUGACAUACUGCAUUAAUUUCUCUAUGCUUUUUUGGAAUUAAAUAAAUAUUUUGCUUUUUAAAAAA